Molecule: messenger RNA, 1264 nt
Organism: Meriones unguiculatus (Mongolian gerbil)
Lineage: Eukaryota; Metazoa; Chordata; Mammalia; Rodentia; Muridae
Gene: Ccdc106
Product: coiled-coil domain containing 106
Exons: 6
Coding region: 1-1026 (341 amino acids)
Cellular component (GO): nucleoplasm
Source: RefSeq, a predicted model, not a curated record
AUGUCACACCAUUGUAUCCUCGCAAAGACCCUAGAGAGUAACCUCCCACUUAACAGGUCGGUGAUCCCUCCUUACUCUGGAGGAACAGGUACUCCAGCUCUCCAGGGGCUGACUACAUUUGGCGACCCGUUUCUGUCCAGUGCUUCUGAGUGCUCAGCUGCUGGGUCUGCAGAAAGCCUUGCUAUGAAUGACCGAAACAACCGUAGACGGACAAUGAAGGACGAAGAGACCUUUGAGCUCCCCAUCCCCUUCAAAGAGGCACCGCACUUAGACUCACAGAUCUUCUACAGUCUGAGUCCCUCUCGGAGAAAUUUUGAGGAUCUUCCAGAGGCCACCUCUCCAACCCUGGCCCUGAUGAACAGCGUUAAGGCCCAACUGCACAUGGCCCUUGAGAGGAACUCGUGGUUGCAGAAGCGCAUUGAGGACCUGGAGGAGGAGAGGGACUUUUUGCGCUGUCAGCUGGACAAGUUCAUUUCCUCUGCCCGGAUGGAUGCAGAGGACCACUGCCGGAUGAAGCCUGGGCCUCGAAGGGUUGAUGGGGAGAGCCGGGCUGGGUUUGGGGGAGAAGCCUCAGACCCUGAGUCGGCAGCCUCCUCCUUCAGUGGGGUGUCGGAAGAGGGCAGUGCCAGUGAAAGGAAGAGGCAGAAGCCAAGGGGAAGUACUGGCCGGAGGCGAUUUGGGAAACCCAAGUCACGAGAGAGGCAGCGGGUGAAGGAUGCUGAUGGGGUCCUCUGCCGCUACAAGAAGAUCCUGGGCACCUUCCAGAAGCUGAAGAGCAUGUCCAGAGCCUUCGAGCACCACCGUGUGGACCGGAACACGGUGGCGCUGACCACGCCCAUCGCGGAGUUGCUCAUUGUGGCUCCAGAAAAGCUGGCUGAGGUGGGAGAGUUCGACCCGUCCAAGGAGCGCCUACUUGAGUACUCCCGCCGCUGUUUCCUGGCACUGGAUGAGGAGACUCUCAAGAAGGUGCAGGCUCUUAAAAAGAGCAAGCUGCUCCUGCCCAUCACCUACCGCUUCAAGCGGUGAUGUCACCGCCCACACGCCUCCCCACCCAGGAGACCGCUGGCCAGGGCCAGGCUUCCCCGGGCCAGAAGCUGCCCUUCCUGCCUCUCUGCCGCACACGCUAGGCACCCCAUCUUCAUUCCACUCCUCAAGGGCUGCCAGCUCGGCCUCGCUAGCCAGGAGUAGCCCAUGUGCAUCCCACGUGAAGAUAGAGCAUUAUUCAGAAAAUUUAAAUUAAAGAGACAUGAAAAUUUUCAAUAAA